GAUGAAGCUGUGUACCACUUGCUGCACCACACUAGACGGCUCGACCGCCGUCCCCUCGCACUCGGAGAAGGCCGACCCUCCGCCCGUCUCGUUCGCCUGCGGCCUGCACCAAGUCUGUGGCGCGUGCGUGCGCAAGAACAGGCGGCUGGCUCAGUCCUGCGUCCUGUGCGAGACGGCCAACGACGUCCUCGGCGGCACCUCCACCUCGGCUCCUGCGACAUCGACUGCCACCCCUCGCGCGACGAGCCCGCCUCGGUACGAUGUCGAGAAGGCCGACGGCGACUUUGUGCUCGGCGGCGAUUCGGACGACGAGGACCCGGCGGCGAGGACGGCGGGUUCCCCACCACCGCCACCUCUCGGCGACGAGGGCGCUCUCGGCGAGGCGGGCGAGGGGCUCGAGGCGCCGCCGGCGUACGAGGCGGGAGGUGUCGAGCUCGGCGAUGCGGACGGCAAAGGCAGGAGGGAGCAGUGCGCGCUGCACCACGUCCGCCCGCACGACACGCUCGUCGGCUUGGCCUUUGAGUACGGCGUCGAGGGCCACGUCCUGUGCCAGCUCAACAAGCUCCCCUUGUCGACCCUCUCGACCACGCCUCACCUCCUCCACACCAAGCCCUUCCUCAUCCUCCCACCCACCGCUCGCCGCCCCUCGUCGUCCGCCGAGCCCAUCCUCCCCGCUCCGCUCGAGCGCAAGCGCCUCGUCGUGCGCCGCUUCCAGGUCGCGACCAAGUGCGCCGACUGGGCGACCGCGCGCGCCUACGUCGACGCCGUCUUUCACGCCCGCGAGCAGGAGGCGCGCUUUGUCGCCGAGAACCGGCGCGCACGCGGCGGCGAGGCGGUCGAUGGCGACGACGAGCUCGAGGUGCGCGAGGGCGGCGAGCUCGAGGAGGCGGUUAGGGCGUACGAGGCGGACGAGCGGUGGGAGCGCGAGCAGCGCAACGUCAAAGGCAAGGGUCCAAGCACCAGAAUGGCUACCCAGAUCGCGACCACCGGCGAGCGCGAGUCCACGAAGCUCGAGCGCCUCGGCGCGCACUCGCACAUCCGCGGCCUCGGACUCGACCCCACCACCCUCGAGCCGAGGGGCAACUCGCAGGGCAUGGUCGGCCAGGCCAAGGCGCGCAAGGCGGCGGGCGUCAUCCUCAAGAUGGUCAACGACGGUCGCAUCGCCGGGCGCGCCGUCCUCAUGGCGGGCCCGCCCUCGUCCGGCAAGACUGCCAUCGCCAUGGGCAUGGCCCAGUCGCUCGGCUCGGACGUCCCGUUCACCAUGAUCUCGGCAUCCGAGAUCUUCUCGCUCGAGAUGUCCAAGACCGAGGCGUUGACGCAGGCGUUCCGUCGGAGCAUCGGCGUGCGCAUCAAGGAGGAGUCCGAGAUCAUCGAGGGCGAGGUCGUCGAGAUCCAGAUUGACCGGAGCUUGACCGGCGCGUCCAAGACGGGCAAGAUCACGAUGAAGACGACCGACAUGGAGACGGUGUACGACCUCGGCAACAAGAUGAUUGACGCGCUCAGCAAGGAGAAGGUCAUUGCCGGCGACGUCAUCGUCAUCGACAAGAGCACGGGCAAGAUCUCGAAGCUGGGCAGGUCGUUCACGCGCGCGAGGGACUACGACGCGAUGGGAGCCGACACCAAGUUCGUGCAGUGCCCCGAGGGCGAGCUGCAGGUGCGCAAGGAGGUCGUCCACACGGUGUCGCUGCACGAGAUCGACGUGAUCAACUCGAGGACCCAGGGCUUCCUCGCCCUCUUUGCCGGUGACACGGGCGAGAUCAAGUCGGAGCUGCGCGACCAGAUCAACGCCAAGGUCAGCGACUGGCGCGAGGAGGGCAAGGCCGAGAUCGUGCCCGGCGUCCUCUUCAUCGACGAGGUGCACAUGCUCGACAUCGAGUGCUUCUCGUUCCUCAACCGCGCGCUCGAGACCGAGCUCGCGCCCAUCGUCAUCAUGGCGUCGAACCGGGGCAUGACCCGGAUACGCGGCACCAAGUACAAGUCGCCGCACGGGAUCCCGAUCGACCUGCUCGACCGCGCCUUGAUCAUCUCGACGGCGGCGUACCAGGCCGAGGACAUUCGCGAGAUCCUCACCAUCCGCGCGCAGGAGGAGGACGUCUCGCUCGCCCCGGCGGCGCUCGAGAUCCUGACCAAGAUUGGCUCCGAGACGUCUCUACGCUACGUCAUCCAGCUCAUCACGCUCUCGAGCCUGGUCGCGCGCCGGCGAAAGGCGGCCGUCGUCGACGUGCCCGACGUGCGCCGGGUCUACACCCUGUUCCUCGACGAGAAGCGCAGCGUCCAGUUCCUGCGCGAGCAGAACUCGCUCUUGAUCGGCGAGGACGGGCAGCAGACGAUGGACGUCAUGGACAUGGCGGCGUGAGCGAGGGCCCUGUUUAGAUGUCGACGAGCGUGUCGAGCUGGAACUGAGCAGUGUGCAUGAAGCGC
This is a messenger RNA of Rhodotorula graminis WP1, 2421 nucleotides long. RefSeq lists its product as uncharacterized. The annotation marks the transcript as partial. NCBI's taxonomy places the organism in Eukaryota, Fungi, Basidiomycota, Microbotryomycetes, Sporidiobolales, Sporidiobolaceae. Gene Ontology annotation, molecular function: ATP binding; DNA helicase activity; ATP hydrolysis activity. Gene Ontology annotation, cellular component: R2TP complex; Swr1 complex; NuA4 histone acetyltransferase complex. The record is from RefSeq and is a predicted model, not a curated record. The transcript has 14 exons. Gene Ontology annotation, biological process: chromatin remodeling; regulation of transcription by RNA polymerase II; box C/D snoRNP assembly.